CGCAGCAUACAGCGCGUUUCAUGUUCUUUUCCUUCUUUUCCUAGAACCUGUUUCAUGGUGCAGACCAGGACUCCAUCGUGCGCCCCCGCGGUUCCAGAUGGGUUGACCGAGUAAACGGCGCCGUGACCUAAUAGUUCUGUCCCGCUUUGGAAACUUCGGGUUGGUCCAAACUUCGCGGUUCAGCCCGGUAUGAUAGUUUCCAACGUGAGCCUGAUCUGUGCGCACUGUCCCGGGGGAGGAGUCGGUGGCACAGCAGAGACGACAACGGACGCGUACGAAGAGGUGUCCGGCUCUCUUCCUCCUCCAUCCCUGACCCCGACCGGGCACCUAGUGGUCGCGGUGUGCCUCGGCUUCAUCGGCACCUUCGGGUUCCUCAGCAACUUCCUCGUGCUCACGCUGUUUUGCCGGUACCGGGCUUUGCGCACGCCUAUGAACCUCCUGCUGGUGAGCAUCUCAGCCAGCGACCUGCUGGUCAGUGUGUUGGGCACCCCGUUCAGCUUCGCCGCCAGCACCCAGGGGCGGUGGCUCAUCGGACGCGCUGGGUGCGUUUGGUACGGGUUCAUCAACGCAUUUUUGGGCAUCGUGUCCCUGAUUUCCCUCGCUGUUUUGUCCUACGAGCGCUACUGCACCAUGAUGGCGCCCACCAUUGCCGAUGGCAGAGACUACCGUCCAGCGCUUGCGGGCAUUUGCUUCUCCUGGAUCUACUCUGUGGCCUGGACUGUUCCUCCGCUGCUGGGUUGGAGCAGAUACGGGCCUGAAGGUCCUGGUACCACCUGCUCCGUGGACUGGAAAACCAAGACGGCAAAUAAUAUCUCCUACAUCGUCUGCCUGUUCACAUUCUGCCUGGUCCUGCCGUUUAGUGUCAUCCUCUACUCCUACGGCAAGCUGCUGCACGCCAUCAGACAGGUCAGCAGUGUGAGUUCGGUGGUGCCACGUCGCAGAGAGCAACGGGUGCUGGUGAUGGUCGUCACCAUGGUGAUCUGCUAUCUGGUCUGCUGGCUGCCGUACGGGGUCGCGGCCCUGCUCGCCACCUUCGGCCCUCAUGACCUUAUUACUCCAGAAGCGAGCAUCACGCCCUCGCUGCUCGCCAAGUUCUCCACGGUCGUCAACCCUUUUAUCUACAUAUUCAUGAACAAACAGUUUUACAGGUGUUUCAGGGCAUUCCUCAGAUGCUCCUCUCCAGAGCACGGCUCCACCAUAAAGACACUGUCACGAGUGACCAGGACUUUACGCACCCUACGCCAGGAGAAGGACCACCGUGUAUCUGCUCCUGCCCUAUCCUUAUCAAUCCGCGACUCCACCAGGGAAGCAAGUCAAGGAGUUCCGUCUCCGUCAAACCCAGACUCCGGUGGUUUCCAUGGCGCUGCUGCCAACAGUCCCAAACCGAAAGUGAUCCUAGUGGCUCACUACAGGGAAUAAGAACAACCAAAUCACAGCAGCAUGUGCUGAGAAGGAACAUUUACAUAGAGGAGAAAAGCGUCAGAGUGCAAGUCUCUAAUUGAUACACAAAUCCUCUUAUUAACAGAAAAGACUGAGUGCAAAGUGAGCUCAGUGGGAGUCUUAAAUACGAACUGGGUUGCUCUGAUCCCAGGGGAAGUUGUUAUUGCUCUCCACAGACUGCAAACACACAAAAUCCCAGAUUCACCCUUAUUACCACAGGCUACAAGCAAGAGGCCAGCGUAAGACGAAGGCUGAACUUGUAACAGUGUUUCAUGUUCAGGCGAUUGCUUUCCUUUCACAGCCAUCAUACAUGGAAGCACAAAUGUUGCAUUAAAGCUCACUUACCUCUGGGGACGCUUGCACUGACUUGUGGAGUUAUGCCUUCAUGCAACACCAGGUCAAAUAAUUACAUUAAAUGCAUUUGAGCCUCUGAAUGCAGGUCAGAGGGUCAGAACACACAGGCCCUCAUUUAUCAAUCUACGUCAUUUUACGACAGUGUUUACGUAUGAUUCAUCAACAGUCGUAUCACACAAGUUACAGUGUCUGAAUGAUCUGGUGUUGAUAAAUGCAGCGGCUGAAAACAUUCUUCCUUUAAAUGCUACACCCCUUAUUUAUUCUGCUCCUGGCCUUUGAGUUUACGACAUGGUGACAAAGAACAUGACCAAGAAACGAUAUUCUCUGACCUUGAAACACUAAAUAUCAUGUCUAGAUGGAUUAAUUAUAAAUCACUGCUGUAGCCAAAAGCCUUUGCAUCAACAAACAAAUAUUUAAUUAAUUUAUCUAUGAAAUAAAGUCUAUUUUGUAUUUAAUAGUAGGACCGAUUUUAGAGCUUAUAUCGCAGUUCUUUAUAUA
This is a messenger RNA of Sphaeramia orbicularis (orbiculate cardinalfish), 2292 nucleotides long. It is a transcript of the gene tmtopsb, whose product is annotated as teleost multiple tissue opsin b. NCBI's taxonomy places the organism in Eukaryota, Metazoa, Chordata, Actinopteri, Kurtiformes, Apogonidae. The record is from RefSeq and is a predicted model, not a curated record. The coding region runs from base 190 to 1419 and encodes 409 amino acids. Gene Ontology annotation, biological process: G protein-coupled receptor signaling pathway; visual perception. The transcript has 4 exons. Gene Ontology annotation, cellular component: membrane. Gene Ontology annotation, molecular function: G protein-coupled receptor activity.